Molecule: messenger RNA, 1033 nt
Organism: Pseudogymnoascus verrucosus
Lineage: Eukaryota; Fungi; Ascomycota; Leotiomycetes; Thelebolales; Thelebolaceae
Gene: RPB8
Product: DNA-directed RNA polymerases I, II, and III subunit RPABC3
Exons: 3
Coding region: 260-715 (151 amino acids)
Biological process (GO): DNA-templated transcription
Cellular component (GO): RNA polymerase II, core complex; RNA polymerase I complex; RNA polymerase III complex
Molecular function (GO): DNA-directed RNA polymerase activity
Source: RefSeq, a predicted model, not a curated record
CUCCAACUCUCACAACCGCCGACCAAAAGGACAAGAACGACUUGUGGUUGAGAGUAGUUCAAGACUCUAUUUGCGCCUCUUUGAGCACCGCUGCACCGACUAGUUUCCGACGCCAGUUUCGGCAUUGUCCAGCUCCUUCACUGAAGAACUAUUUUUCGCGCGCCCAUACCUCUGACAAUCAGGCAACACUCGCUCUUGCCAUUUCUUGCAUCGCAAUCACCGCAUAUAUAUACGCAAUUGCCAAAGAUCUUCUGCCAAGAUGUCUGGCAUGACCAGCGACUCGCAGCUGUUCGAUGAGCACUUCACCAUCACAGCAAGUGACCAAUCCAAAUAUGACCGUGUCUCUCGUAUCAGCGCAACGUCCCAAGACUCGCAAACAACCUUUGCUCUCGAUAUCAACACCGAACUCUUCCCAUGCGCCGUUGGCGAGCCACUGCACAUGGUUCUGGCCAGCACCCUCUCGUUGGAUGGGAGCAAAGAUGACAACAAAGGCUGGAGAGACGUUGGGCGAAGUGGACAGGGUGGCGAAGCCACACUUGCGGACCUAUUUGACUACGUCUGCCAUGGCAAGAUCUACAAGUUCGAGGAUGGAGAUGAUGGAAAUAUAAUCAAAUGUUAUGUAUCUUUCGGCGGGCUUUUGUUAGCACUGGAGGGGCCCUACAAGAAGCUCACUCCAUUGCGGGUGGAUUACAUCUAUCUGCUUAUUAAGAAAUGAUAGGUUACGCAUGGGUUGCGCUCUAUGCAAGGUUCUCGGGUUCACAGUGGCUCUCGUCUGGUGCAUAGCUGGUUAGGGAUGGGCGUUCAGGAAACGGAAAGUUAGAUGGCGUCGAGUUAAUGGUAAUUCUAAAUGCCAAAAUUAAAAUUAAACCAGCGCUACAUGUGGUCCUGGGAAGUUCAACGGCCUGUGUAGCCUGCUCUUAAUCUCGUCAAAAUCGGGCUCGUUUUCCGGUGUUAGGAUCCCGUGUCUGAUAAAGAAGUCGAGCAGGAGGAGGGCGCAGUUGGGCUUGAAUUCUCCCUUGCGCAUGUGUUCCUG